GGCAGGAAAGACAAGAACAGACACUGUACCCUCGUAUAGUCAAGUGAUGCAACUGGCUGUACAGAUAAACUACUGCAGCUGACAAACCUGCUCUCCACAGAGACUGACAACAUCAUAGAGUCUGAGCAAGAAAACAGCCGCUCACCCUUUGCAUGCAAUUAUGUUACCUAUGGCUUCAUACAAAGGACGGGACGCUUCUCAUCUAAUAAAGGAGAGGGAUCCAAAUGUCUCUGCUUCAGCUGGUAUUCGCACAUGUGUGGCCUGAUGCACAUUAGGCAAACUGAGUCCAUAUCCAGAAGUGACAUAUUAGCGUCACUAAUAAGAAAAGAAGAAUCUGAACUCGAGUCAAUUUGAGGAAACAAGCUGAACCACGCCAUUGGAUUUGACUUUAGAACCAUUUCAUACUUUUGUGACAACACAGAGUGGAUUUAUAUAUAUAUCACCAUUUAUAUCACCAUUUGAUCUUCUGUAUUGAUUCCUACUUUUUCCAUCACCCAUUGGACCAUAUUACCUUGGAAUAACACUGUAAAAUGGAGCUGUUUGAUCACAGUAACGCAGAUUAUCAGCUGAAAAAUAUUUCGAGCAAUAACACAAACCAUGGAACCCUCAUUAAUAACUCUAUGGAUGACCUUAUUGUCACAUCUGUCAUUGGCAUCCUGCUAUCCUUAAUGUGCGUUGCUGGAGUAGUUGGUAACUUUUAUACCCUAGUGGUAAUGUGCAUCUCCAUGACGACAUUCACCUCAAUGUACAUCCACAUAGUUAAUUUAGCGCUGGCCGAUCUUCUGUAUCUUUCAACUAUCCCAUUUAUUGUACACAACAGCUUUGUAAAGGACUGGUACUUUGGAGAAGUUGGCUGUCGGGUUCUGCUGAGCCUGGACCUUCUGACAAUGCAUGCCAGCAUCUUCAUCCUGACCAUAAUGAGCACGGAGCGGUAUAUUGCUGUCACCAAGCCGUUUGAUACUGUCAGGAGGUCGAGGAGCUACCGCAAAAGCCUGGCGUGUGGAGUCUGGUUUUUCUCCUUCCUUCUGACACUACCCAUGAUGCUGAUGAUCCAUCAGGAAGAAAGGACAUUGGACAAUGGGAGCAUAAGGAAAUUAUGUACUCCCAUAUGGAGUGAUGAGCAAUAUAAGGUCUACCUUACAGUGCUGUUCACUACCAGCAUCCUCGCCCCAGGUGUUAUUAUUGGCUAUUUGUACUCCAGACUGGCUAGAGCUUACUGGAUCUCCCAAACCAAGAGCCUUCUGAACAAAGAACUGCAAAGAUCUCCCAAACACAAAGUCAUACUGAUGAUCUUCAUUAUUGUGCUUGCAUUUUGGGCCUGCUUCCUCCCAUUCUGGCUCUGGCAGCUAGCCCCCCUCUAUAGCCAAGACGAGCUGAGAGUAUCUGUCCAGACUGAGAUUUAUGUCAAUAACCUGGUGACAUGCCUGACCUAUGGAAAUAGCUGCAUCAAUCCCUUCCUGUACACUUUACUCACCCGCAACUACAAGGAGUAUCUCCGCAACAGACAGAGGGGCGGACGUGGAUCUCUAAGCAUCAGAAGUGGAGCCGGAUGUCAAGAGAACACUGCAAAAAGGUCACUGCUGGUCCGGAGCCAACAGUGCACAGAGACUAUUACAGUAAGCAAUGCCAAGGUAGCAGUAAUGGCACCAAACCCAGUGUAACCAUAAGGUCCCACAUGACCAUAAACAAUUCAUCCUCUGGAAUGUGUCGGGAACUGGCUCUUUCACUUCGGGGAGUCCGAUGAUCUUUGCAUAACCUACCAGCAGGGACAAAGAACACUUUACACAUUUAACGACGCUUUGGAAACUGGGUUUUAGAAAAGAUUAAAUAAAAAUAAGAAUUUGUGUGUUCUAAGGACAUCAAUCUCGGAUCAGACUGCGACUAGUUGGCAUUCCUAGUUGUUAUGUUCCUGGUUUAUUUAAUAGGAGUCUGGCAUGUAUUUAUGUAAUCUACAGGGUAAUCAUCAUGUCUAUUUAUAAAUAGUGUCGGCAGGAUUCUGAUGGAGUGCGGAGAUUAUAGAACCCAUUCAGGAUCAUGGCAUAAAUCCGUUUGUUGGUGGAGUCUCAAGAUGAAAAAAUAUAAACACAAUGCAGACUCUUGUUACGGCUUUAUAGCACUUUAAUUUCAGAACUAGCCGAUUAUCGCAGAUUGCUACGGCGUCUGCACAAGCAUGUAUGGUGUAUUAUCAUGUGAACGCAGGUGACAGCUUAUUAUAAUUCAUUUGUGGUGUGUUUUCUUUUUGUAUUGUCCUCCUUCCCCAAGCAGUCCCACUCGUAAUUCAUACUUGUGCAAGUUAUACACAGAUAAAUAUUAAAAUAAUUAUUAUACUGAUCUUCAUUUUGAGGCUUAUGCAGAGCAAAAAGGAGCAAAUCUGGACCUUGGGCCUGAUGCAGAUGUGCUUACAUAGAAGCAGUGAUAGCACUAAUAUGGUAAUGCGGCAGGAGGCGUCACGUCUGAGAUUCUGGCCUGGUCACUCCCCAGCAAUGGUGGUGAUACACCUCUGUUUUGAGAAAUGGAGGCCAUCGCUGCCACAUCUCUUCCCCCAAAAGGCAGCAGACUAUCAAUCACUGACAGUCUGCUGCCAAACUGCGUGCUACGUCGCAAAGUACUGAACAUCUGUACAUUGCGCAGGGGUUGGCUGGCAACUUUCAGCCUGGGGGGCAGACUCAAGCAAAUGGCCCAGCUUUUCACAGGGAAUGCAAUGCAAAAAUGGGCAUGACAAUAAUG
Molecule: messenger RNA, 2727 nt
Organism: Pseudophryne corroboree (corroboree frog)
Lineage: Eukaryota; Metazoa; Chordata; Amphibia; Anura; Myobatrachidae
Product: urotensin-2 receptor-like
Exons: 4
Coding region: 531-1661 (376 amino acids)
Biological process (GO): regulation of blood pressure; neuropeptide signaling pathway; blood vessel diameter maintenance
Cellular component (GO): plasma membrane
Molecular function (GO): urotensin II receptor activity
Source: RefSeq, a predicted model, not a curated record